Messenger RNA from Acaulospora morrowiae, 225 nucleotides. NCBI's taxonomy places the organism in Eukaryota, Fungi, Glomeromycota, Glomeromycetes, Diversisporales, Acaulosporaceae. The record is from the annotation of a GenBank genome assembly.
AUGACAUUAGCUUGUGAAGAAUUGAUGGCUCAAAUACAUGCUUAUCACAAAAGACACUUACUAUUUGAUAUUUCUUUCAGAGAUAAUGAAUCGCCACAACUUUGCUUUUUUCAAUUACUUAUCAUGCAGUGGUGUGUGAAAGAAAUUGGUCGAUGCUUGGCUGGUAUUAUGGAAAAUGCUGAACUUGACUUGCCUUACACAAACUCGAAAGUAUGCAAAAAUUAG